Molecule: messenger RNA, 345 nt
Organism: Colletotrichum orchidophilum
Lineage: Eukaryota; Fungi; Ascomycota; Sordariomycetes; Glomerellales; Glomerellaceae
Exons: 1
Coding region: 1-345 (114 amino acids)
Source: RefSeq, a predicted model, not a curated record
AUGCGAGCCGCAUACUCGUCUGCCACGCCACGCAACGCCAUGGAGCGGGCCAGUACGUAUGUCGACCUCCGCUCCGGCCGAUACACGUCGCUGCCCCAGCAGAAUGGCACUGGAGGUGUAUCAACACGGAGAUCAGGGUCAAAAGAGAAGGCGCCUUUGCUGUCGGCGGUAUCGCGAGCAGCGACUGCAGGCAUCGGGGACAGCGUUUGCAUUUGCUACUACGGCAGCAGGCCUCGUCAUUUGCCGUUUGCUAUUCGUAGUGUACCGUCAACCAAACCCGUCCGGUGGACUGAGGAGGAAAAUCUACCGCCAGUCACAACCAACCCAUUGACAGACGGCUGCUAA